Molecule: messenger RNA, 2141 nt
Organism: Diospyros lotus (date-plum)
Lineage: Eukaryota; Viridiplantae; Streptophyta; Magnoliopsida; Ericales; Ebenaceae
Product: TMV resistance protein N-like
Exons: 2
Coding region: 281-2047 (588 amino acids)
Biological process (GO): signal transduction; defense response
Molecular function (GO): ADP binding
Source: RefSeq, a predicted model, not a curated record
AUAUUUCCAUUUAUCAUCCUCUUCAGUCCUCACCACUCUGUGGCUGUCUUCAAAGACUCAGCGACUGCAAUCAGACCAAACUAAAUUAGACAAGUUUGUUUUAGUUUUAUUUAUUUUCUUAAAUAUUGUGAAACUUGUGCUGAUUAUUAAAUUAUUAUGAUUGAUGGAUGAUGCGUUAUAAUCAUCCUACCAAAUUAGAGUUUAACUAAUUAAUGCAGUGUUUUGUUAUUCUUCUUCCUACUGAAUUGUGUUUUGAACUUCAUUUUAUGUGUAUAUAUAUAUGUUUGGUUUUGUAUUCAUCGUCUUCAUUUUAUUCAUGUUUAGGCUUGUCAUGGCUCCUUCAUUGUCAUCUCCCAUCUCACCACCAGAGCAGGAAUACGAUGUCUUCUUAAGUUUCAGCGGCCUUGAUAGCCGCAAGAACAUUAUUAGUCAUCUACAAGCUGCUUUGAAGCGAAAUAACUUUCGCACAUUUAAAGAUGACAAAAACUUGGAUAGAGGAAAGGAUAUUGCGACAGGACUAUUCGAAGCAAUUGAGAAUUCAUCAAUGUCUAUUAUUGUGUUCUCAAAGAACUACUUUGCAUCAAAAUGGUGUCUGGCUGAACUCGAGAAGAUUAUGGAGUAUAGCAAGAACUUACGUCAUAUUGUUAUUCCCAUCUUUGUUGAUAUAGAGCCAUCUGAUAUACGAAAUUUAAAAGGGAGUAUUGCGGAAACCUUGGCCAAACACGAAGAAGAAGUUCCUAAUACGGAGAAUUGGAGAGCAACUCUGACUGAAGUUGCCAGUUUGGCUGGUUUCGUCUCCAACAGCGAUACGGAUGAAGCAAGCUUGGUUGAGGAUAUUGUUAAAGAUGUUGAAGGAAAAUUAAAUUCGGGCAUACAGUUAAAUGUUGCAAAGCAUCCAGUUGGAAUAGAGCCUCGCUUACAAAAGCUACUUAAGGAGUUGUGCUUGGAGUCAUCUGAUGAUGUUCGCAUUAUAGCAAUAUGGGGAGUCGGUGGACUAGGUAAGACAACAAUUGCCAAAGCUACGUAUAAUUAUAUUCAUAGCAGAUUUGAAGGUUGCAGCUUUGUCGACAAUGUUAGAGAAAAAUGGGAGCAAUCAAAUAAGGGUUUGCUUGCUUUGCAAAAUCAAAUUCGAUCUGAUAUCUUGAAGAAUAAAAGUUCUAAAAUUAGAAACUCUCACAAAGGGGUUGAAUUCUUAAAACACAGAGCUUUCUACGGAAGAAAAGUGCUCCUAGUUCUUGAUGAUGUAGACCAUGUGAAACAGUUGAAUGCACUAGCCAUUGAUCCAAGGUUUCUCUAUCGUGGGAGUAGAAUUAUUGUAACUACUAGAGAUAUUUCUUCCUUAAACUCACUUACCAAAUAUGAGCUUGAGCUGUUGAAUAAAGAUGAAUCUCUUCGACUCUUCAGUUUGCAUGCCUUCAACCAACACAAUCCCCCAGAGGGUUUUAUGGAGCUUUCAAAUACAGUGGUGGAUUAUGCCGAGGGUAUUCCAUUAGUUCUUGAAGUUUGGGGUUGCUUUUUAAAUGGCAACAACGAUCAAUCUGAAUGGAGAAGUGCAAUUGCAAAAAUGAAAAAGAUUCCUCAUGAUGACGUUGAAUGGAGAAGUGCAAUUGCAAAAAUGAAAAAGAUUCCUCAUGAUGACGUUCAAAGAAAAGUGCAACAGGUUUUAGAUAAAGUAAAAUUUCUGGACCUCAGUUAUUGUGAAAAUUUAACCACAACUCCUAAUUUAUUUGGGCUUCCCAGUCUUGAGAAACUGAAUCUUGACGACUGCGUAAGAUUGCAAGAGGUGGAUAAAUCUAUUGGGCAUCUCAGUUAUUACACAAUUGAUGAUGACACAACCGAUGAUGAUGAUGUCAGUUAUCACACAACUGAUGAUGACACAAUCGAUGAUGAUGAUGUCAGCUAUCACACAACUGAUGAUGACACAUUUGAUGAUGAUGAUGUCAGGUAUCACACAACUGAUGAUGACACAAUCGAUGAUGAUGAUGUCAAUUAUUACACAAUUGAUGAUGACACAUUCAUGAUGUCAGUUAUAUGCUACAAACAAUAGAUUUCAUCAAUUUAUUGAUUGAAUCAAUCUUCCAUCUUGUGUUAGAGAGGGACUUAAUUACUACUGUUGAUGAUCAUAAAUAUAUAUAUAUUCC